Molecule: messenger RNA, 1172 nt
Organism: Lottia gigantea (owl limpet)
Lineage: Eukaryota; Metazoa; Mollusca; Gastropoda; Lottiidae
Exons: 7
Coding region: 1-945 (314 amino acids)
Source: RefSeq, a predicted model, not a curated record
AUGGGUUCAUCAAUAUCAUUUCCUGAAGUAGAAAUAUCUCCAGAAAGAACAUAUUUAAUAACAGGUGGCAAUUCAGGUAUUGGAUACAUUGCUGCCAGAGAAAUAGCUCGUAUGGGAGGUCAUGUUAUUAUUGCUUGUAGAAAUAUGGUUAAAGCCGAUGAGGCCAUAAAACGAAUACAAGAAGAAUAUGAAGAACAUUUAACAUCGAAACAGUCCCCAGCUGAUAUUUCAGAACUUAAGAAAAUAAACGUUGAGAAAAUGGAAUUAGAUUUGGCAUCAUUUGCAUCUACCCAAAGCUUCAUAGAAUCGUUCAAAGCUCGAAAUUGUGCUUUAAAUGUUUUGAUUUGUAAUGCAGGAGUUGUAACUGACAAAGAAAUUACAGAAGAUAACCACGAGUUGAUGUUACAAGCCAAUUUUCUAUCUCAUUUCAUUAUAACUGUACAUUUAUUACCCAUUUUACUGAAAUGUGGUGAAGACAGUAGGGUGGUUAAUGUUUCGUCUCUUGGGCAUAUGAAUGGAAAACUUGAUAUAGAAAACAUGGAUGGAGAAAAGAGCUUUGGUCAAUUGUCCUUCUAUUGCAAUUCUAAACUUUAUCAGGUUAUGUCAAUGUUUUGGUUAAGCAGACAUUUAAAAGAUAAAUCAGUUUCUAUAAUAAGUUUACAUCCAGGUUUUGUUGAUACCCAAAUGACCCGGAAAAGUAAAUAUAUUAAGUAUUUCGUAUCAGGUUUUGCCAAAAAGGCUGUUGAUGGUGGUGCUACAACUAUAAAAGCUGCAGUAGACCCAAAUUUACAAAGUCAAUCAGCUAUUUAUCUUGAUGUAUGUAAAAUUAAAUCUCCAUCAAGUCUAUCCAGGAAUACUGAGAAACAAGAAUUAUUGAUGAAAUACACACUGGAUGUUGUCAAAGAUUACCUACCACAAGAUAUACAUGACUAUUUAGAUUUCUAAUUCUCCAGGGUACACACUACUAAAAGUAAAAUUUAAAAAGGGAGUGUAGAGAAUUUGUAUAUUACCUCGCAAGUUAAAACUACCUUGAUUGACUACAGUUUAAUUUUAUUUACUUGGAACCCAACGACGAAAUUUAAAUCUGAAAAAUAAAUAACAUGUUUUAAACGACCUUGUCCUUAUCAAUACAUAUGAUGUAUGAUUGCAUAAUAGAUGUUUUAUAUAACUUA